Molecule: messenger RNA, 1559 nt
Organism: Manduca sexta (tobacco hornworm)
Lineage: Eukaryota; Metazoa; Arthropoda; Insecta; Lepidoptera; Sphingidae
Product: protein cortex
Exons: 9
Coding region: 317-1459 (380 amino acids)
Biological process (GO): positive regulation of anaphase-promoting complex-dependent catabolic process; positive regulation of ubiquitin protein ligase activity; anaphase-promoting complex-dependent catabolic process
Cellular component (GO): anaphase-promoting complex
Molecular function (GO): ubiquitin ligase activator activity; protein binding; anaphase-promoting complex binding
Source: RefSeq, a predicted model, not a curated record
GUAGCGGGUAGUUUUACUUUAUGCCACUGUUCGUGUGUUUUAACAUUUCUUCUUUCUAUUUAUUCGUGUAUUUUAUUAAAAAUAUGACUAUGAACCGAGGAGCAUUUGGCAAUAAAUCUUGCUGUUACAGUUGAACACACAGCGACCCCGGCUCGAUAGGUUUGUGCCGACGCGCGACUCUUUGCCGGAUCUUCGAAGACGAUUCACGCGGGCCCACCGCUGCGACGACACUGAUCAUGAUAUUUGGUCUGCGAAAUACUUGCAAAGAAAAAAGUAUGGAGAAUACUUAGCCGAAGCAUUUGAAGUGGUUCCCUUGAUGAAGAUACAAGAAGCUCAAACAACAGAAUACCAAAAAGAUGACUUCUAUAUGAAUCCCUGGCCGUGUGUGCCUCGUAAGAAAAACUUUUUGACGUCAGCCGAUAGCAUCUUAGAUUUACCAACUUAUAGCUACGCUGCAUUUCCGGAACUUCUCGAUUGGAGCAGUGAUAAUAUCCUCGUGGCUGCUCUCGGUCGGAACUAUCACAAAUGGAGCUGGCACACGCAGAGCCUCAUAGGUCAAGGUAUCACGCAGUACGAAAUACAAUGCUGCAAAUUUGAGCCAAAAGGAGAACUUUUGGCACUUGGUACAGACAUGAGAAUGAUUGAGAUCCACAAUAAUUCAAUCAGCAAGCGGAUAGGUGGCACUGCUUGCCGUUGCGUGAGCAUUGAUGCGCCUUGUUCCAUCACUGCUAUUGAUUGGAGUCCUACUGGAAACUCUUUUAUCACCGGCUGUUCCCGAGGAAUGCUGGCCUCUUAUUCUCGAGAAUAUAAAAUGAUUAGUUGGCGGCCGGUGCCCCAAGCUGUACUAGCAGUCAGAGUCUCUCCGAACGCUCGCUACGUAGCCGCCGCAGCUGUCAACGGUGUGGUUGCCCUGGUGAUGACCUGGCCAGGACUUCAUUUAGUUUCCAGCUUAGAUUCCGAUUGGACUAUCAAGACAAUAACCUGGCAUCCGUGGCGCACUGCGCUCCUGGGGGUGGGCACGGUGACAGGGAGCCACCAUGCACAUGUGGCCGUGUGGGACGUGCCCACGGCCAGGGUUCAGGAGACGACUCUCAGCAAGAGCCGCUACAGUCUCGACGCCAUGCUGUUUAGUCACAAAACCGGAGAACUGGUAGUCAGCUUGUGGAAUACAGAAAGACAGUCAUCAUCUCUGAAGACUUGUUCUCAGCUGGUCGUGAUGAGUGGACCUAACACGGUAACGGACCAAUGGGGCGAAGGUCAAACUGGCGUAGACCGCGUGAGGACCAUGGUCUUCAGUCCUGAUGGAACUAAACUUGCAACAGCAACUGCGGAAGAAGACCUUAUAAUAUGGAACUUUUUGCCAGAAGACAACGCAAAAAAGAAAAACACCAUGUCCAAAAGAUUCUCCUCCCUUCCUGCGUACUUGGACAUGGUCACGCAUGGUGUCUCUCUCAGAUGAAAUAUUCAUAUUAUGAUCAUGAAUUUGUUAUGCUGGAUGUACAUUUAUUUCUAUUGAAUUGUUUGUAUAAAUAAAUUUUAUUGCUAUUUUGAUAUUUGAA